Hibiscus syriacus is the source of this 423-nucleotide messenger RNA. RefSeq lists its product as uncharacterized. The record is from RefSeq and is a predicted model, not a curated record. The transcript has a single exon. NCBI's taxonomy places the organism in Eukaryota, Viridiplantae, Streptophyta, Magnoliopsida, Malvales, Malvaceae. The coding region runs from base 1 to 423 and encodes 140 amino acids.
AUGGCUGCUGAUCCAAGUUGUACUAUUUGCGGCGCUGCGGUUGAAUCAUCCUCUCAUAUUUUCCGGGAUUGUAUUGAGGCUCGUUCAGUUUGGAACAUAGUAGUUAAACCUGAACUUAUUGAUGACUUCCUUUCCAUUGAUUUAGUGAACUGGAUUGAAACAAACUUACGCCACCCAACCUACUAUCCGAUAGAUGCUGAAAACUGGGAGAUCUUGUUUGGGUUGGUGAUUUGGAAUUUAUGGAUGCGCCGUAAUAGAAUGAUUUUUGACAGGGGUUUUAUGGUUGCAGACAGUGUUUUACAGCAAAGUAAGAGGCUGCUCAGAGAAACAGUGAGUGCUUUGAUGACUCAGGAAACUUGGACUGCACCUCGCCUUGCUCGUGUUAAUCGAAAUAUCCAAUGGAAACCUCCAUCUAUGGGUUAG